Messenger RNA from Ambispora leptoticha, 1622 nucleotides. Lineage: Eukaryota; Fungi; Glomeromycota; Glomeromycetes; Archaeosporales; Ambisporaceae. The record is from the annotation of a GenBank genome assembly.
AUCCAUUGUUUACAAAUAUAUUAGAUGUGGUCCUUAAUCUCAGGAAAACACGCCCGGAAAGUUUACGAAAUGACAUCGAAAAAAUGUCGGCGGAACAGGAAAUAGAGCAGGAAGAGUUAACUUCAAAUCUAAUUCAGCACCCUAGCAGGAAACCGCUUGCAGUAAUUAAGGAACAUGUGUUAUAUGUACGGGAAUCUUACAAGGAUCUAUAUCACAUAGUUACUAAUGAGAAUCGCAACCCCAGGCUCCUCAUAUCUGGCACGUCAGGUGUCGGAAAAUCGUGUUUCUUGAUUUAUUUAUUAAUCCGUCUCUUGUGCAAUAAAACCGAUGUCACGGUCAUUUUUAAGGCAUUUGAUGAUACACCUUUAUACUGUUUUGAGAAUUCUAAUCUCUUUGUUGGAGACUUUGAAGAAUUUUCGGAGCGAUUAUAUAACGCCAAAACAUGGUACUUGGUGGAUGGUACAGUUCCCAGGGAUGUCUUAGCAAGAACAGUCGUUUCUGCAUCAUCAAAAAGUAUCAAAGCCAAAGGAUUUCAAGAGUUUACUAAAAAUCUUGUAAAUGAAUUUUGCGUGCCACCGUGGUCAAUUGAAGAGUUGGAUGCCUGUCGACUAAGUGUCUUUCCGAUGAUACCACAAGGUUUAAUGCUUGACCUUAGUGACGAAGUGGGUGGUGUGCCAAGAUAUGUUCUUCAGAUACCAGCAUCCAUUAUUCGAGAAAAUCCCAAUUUCGAGGAACAACAAGCCGUUCUCAGUCAGGAUAUGAUUAAUCUGAUUAAGAAAACGUCUUUAAAACGCGUAGAAGAAGCCCUUCGGGAAAUCAAUGAUAUCAGAAGACUUAUACCGUGCUUAUCUGAAAAUGCCCAAUAUGUCGAAUUCAGCAGUCGCCUUAUUCAUCGGUGGCCAGACACUUCCUAUCGAGAACAAUCCCUCUCAUGGGCCUCUGGUCGUAUUUUUGAUAAAAUCCAGAAAAAACUGGAGGAUAGUAAAUGGAGCAAUCUAUUUCUAAAAAUUCAAGAUCCUGAUGACCCUUCCAGCUCUAGGGGGAUUAUGUUUGAGUCACACGUACUCUAUCUAUUCAAGCUCGGUGGUCAAACGUUUGAAUCGAGGAGACUUAGAGAAAACAAGAAUGAUCCGGUCAUUAACGGUAAAUUAACUAUAUUAACAAAACCAACUACGAAGUAUAUCCGAUAUGCAAGCCAGCUCACAGGAUAUAACCAAGAAGGCAUAAUUAUCAAACCAACCAUAAGAAAUUUCAGUGCGGUAGAUUUAAUUCUUACUCCGAACUGUAUCUUUCAAAUUACUGUGUCUCCAAAACACCCCGUGAAGCAAAGUGAACUGAUCAACAUAGUUCAAAAUAUGCUGGCAUAUAAGGAGAAUCCGAAUGCAAAAAUUUUUUUAUGUUUUAUUGUGCCGGAUGAUAUAUAUGAUACCUUCAGAUACCAAAGUUAUGUAACGCCCAAGAAAAAAAUUGGAAACGAUCUUGAGGCCUUUCAGGCAGUUAAGCGUAAGUCCCCUAUCCUCAAUAAUGUAGAACAAUGGGUCGUUAAAAUUAAAAUGGUACCCGAAAUGACUGUAACGUCUGCGCUGAGCAACGCGAUGGCAGUGGCAAAUUCCUGUUUAUAA